AGCGGGACGGGACAGCGGGGCUCUGUAGCCUUGUCCCCUCCUCGGUAUCAUGACUGGAGAGACCCAGCAUGUUUACACCAUCGGCGAUACUGAGGCCGGCCCCAAAGAGCCCGACAAGGACUUUGGCUGUGAAGGCUGCGGGGACAAGGAUGGCAGGGCGCUGGGCGGGGAGGGGACAUCCCCCUUCCCCGGCCCCAAGGACAAGGAGCCCCACAGCCAGAGGGAAGCCGUGAUCCGGCCGCAGCAAGCGGGGAAGAUCGACUUCAAAUCCCUCCAGUGCAAGCCCAAGUUCGGCAAUGACAGCACCUGGGGAGAGGUCAAGGGCAGCCCCCUGUCCUCACCGGGGAAGGGGCGGGCCCGGGAGCGCGGCCGGCGCUCGGCGAAGGGCGAGCGGGGCCACCAGCAGCUCUACCGGCUCAGCAUCGCCGGCACCCGGCCCAGCCCCACCAUCGGCAUCGCCUACCCGCAGCAGAAGGUGACGCCCCCGAAGAAGCCGGAGGUGACCCCCGCGGCCGGCAGCUACCGCUUCCACGUGCCCGGCAUCGCCCAGCGCGACGCCGAGCUCCGGCCGGAGGAAAUCGCCUUCGGCCGCUGCUUCCCCGACGCCGCCGGCGGCCGGACCUCUGCCAGUUAUACCUCACAGCCCGGCCCCAGCCUCGGCCCCAAGGGGCAGCCCCCCGCCGCCGGCAUCCCCCUCAAGAGCCCCGGCACCCAUGGGCAGCUACAUUACUUAGAGUUCCAGGCGAACCGGGCCGAGUCCUGGCCUUCCCCGGAGAAGAGCUUUGCCGGUGCUACCUACGGGAUCUCGGUGCAGAAGCCCAGCUCUUUCUCAGAGGGUGGCAAAGCCUCUGUGCACGGCCUGGGGGCUUUGCCGUGCCAGUUUCCCUUCCAGCUGCUGCAUGAGGCGGGGAAGGAGCCCUUCUGCAGCAGCCAGGAGUACCUGGACGUGGGAAUUGCCGCCACUGCCCAGCUGGCUCCCGCUGCCUUCGCCUUCCACUCGUCCCCCAGAGAGUGGCCAGAGGAGCCGCUGGGUGGGGGCUCCUACGAGAGCGUGUCCCCCGAGGGGAGGCUGUAUGGGCUGCCCCCACAGCCACCGCCACCCUUCCUGCACCCGCCGCCUCCUCCGGCCCUGCACCAUGGCCCCUUGCCCUGCUGCAAGGGCAGGGCCGAGCAUCCCGCCGAGCCCACCGGUGCUCUCCCGUCGUCUGGUGCUAUCGACCAAAACACAAGCACUUUCCAAGAAAACCAAGCUGUUUUUCCGUCUAGUUUACACUCGCCUACCAUGCCAAAGCCGGUGGGGAAGAGGCAAGCCUCAGCCAAGGACGGCGUCCCCGGCCCACGGCUGCUGGCGCAGAGCAGCCCCCUGAGAAGGACCGUGCCACCAAAGUCCCUGUCCCAAGUGCACUUUCAGAGCAAGGCCUAUUGCAGCUCCCCCGCGGGCAGCGGCGGCGCGGGAGCCGUGCCUUUCGAGACGAGCGUUCCCACUACGGCACCCACCCACCCCCGGCUUGUGCAAGCUUGGGAAGGUGCCACGAAGGCGUUUUCUCCCAUGGACCAGAAUUCAGCACCUUAUUCAAACCCUGUUGGAAACCAGUUCUCAUUCGAGUGCCAGUCUGGCCCCGAGCAGAGGCAGCACAGGCAGAAAAAUGCCAGGCUGCCUUGGCAGCAGAUGCACCUCCCUUCUGCAGUGCCCGGUGCCAACAGGCUGGAGCUGUCGAGACACAUCAGCAGCCAGAAGCUCCCCUUCCCCGUGGGCACGUCGGACUGGCAGGGCAGUGGGAAAGCCCAGAAAGGGCCCCCCAUAAGCAAUUCUCCAGGGUACCACAGCAAAAAGCUUUUAUCAGGAGAGAGCCUGCAGAGGGGAGAUCCCAGCAUGACGGGAGCUUUCUCCUUUGAGAGUGGGAAGGAACCAGGGUCUCCUGCCUGCGACUCGAGAAGCAAAGCCCUGUUCUACACUAUGGCUCCAGCAGCUCCUCCUCUCUCAAGGAGCUCAUCGGGCUCAGGGCUGGCCCUGCCACCAUCAGCCUUGGCAGCUGCCUCCCCUUGUGAGUCCCCACUGCCGUCCCCUGUCCCCAACCCCACGUGUGGCAGCACCUGCUCGUCGCUGUCCCCCAUGUCCAGCAGCCCACUCAACUUCGAGGACAGCCAGAUGUCCGGAGCGCUGACCCCCUCGCCCUUCUUCCAGCACCCCUGCCAUGCCAAGGAUGCCAACAAAGCCUUCCACCCCUCCGAGGUUCUGAGUCCCAGCUCGCUUCAUUACCACCACCCAGACUCUGUCAAGUCCUUCAGCUUCCCUCCAGAUGCUCUGAAAGAUGACAGCCUCCUGAAAUGUGCCCCGGGCAGCCCAUUCCACAAACCUGGCGGGGAGGUGGCCAAAGGAUGCUUGGACGGGCUGGAUGGGGAGCAGCCUCCACCACCGUACUCCUCCCAUCACCUGCUGGCCACCUCCCUGAGCAGCGCCAGCCUGGACCAGCUGGACGUGCUGCUGACCUGCAGACAGUGUGACCAGAACUUCGGCAACCUGUCCUCCUUCCUGCAGCACCGCCAGUUCUGCGCCUCCCACCCCUCUGCCCAGGCAGAGCCCAAGGACGCUCCCCGGGCAGCCGAGGGGAGGAAGGUGCUCCCGCCAGAGCCCCCCAAACCCCCCGGCCUGGCCCUCUCUCCAGACCCCCAGGGACAUCUGUUGGCAUUGAACAAGAGUGAUGACUUCUUGCUGGACGGGGAAGGCAAAAGCGAGAGCAAGGAGGAUGCUCUGAAGGGCGGCCUCUUCCACGGCCUGGCCACCAGCUCCCUCCCGCUCAGCGCCUCCGACCUGGACAUCGACGAUGCCAAGCUGGACAGCCUGAUCACCGAGGCCCUCAACGGCCUGGGAUACCAGUCGGAUAACCCGGAGAUCGACAGCAGCUUCAUCGACGUCUUCGCCGAUGAGGAGCUGCCGGGUGUGAAGGCGGCUGGCGGGGGCAUGGCCCACAAGGCCAAGGAAGGGCUGGCCUCAGAGAGCAAAUCCAAGCAGGCAGCGGAGGAGAAGGCAGCAGGAGAGGCCAAGGCUGGCUGCUUUUAUGAAGAUGGCCACCCAGGUGGGGAGCAGGUGAAGAGAGGGGCAGGAAAGCGGCACCUUCACAAAGGAAGGGUGGCACGGAGGGUGGCACCGCAGGAGCCGGAUCCCGCGGCAGAGGGAGCAGAGAGGACAGCCAGGCUGAGGGCAGGCAGGAAGAACAGCAUCCCGCCAGCCAGCAGCUCCAGCCAAAAGCAUCCCAGGAAACUCGGCCAAGACCCUCCGAUGAAGAGCGAGGUGGGGCCAGGCACGGCCAGCAAGAGCUCCAAGCCACCGCGGUUCUCCAUGAAGGACGUGAAGAAGCGGAAGCCCCGAAGUGGGACGUGGAGCAAGGAGCUCAUCCACAAGAUCGUGCAGCAGAAGAACAAGCUCCACAAGCUGCAGGUGAAGAGCAGCAAGCAGGCCCAGUUGCCCCAGGCCACCAAGAGGCCACUGGCAGCCACCAAGGAGGGUGGGCUGAGGGAAUACGACUACGUGUCUGACUCGGAUGAGGAGGGGGCAGAGUGCAGCAAGCCCCGGCGCAGGAAGAAGCGUGGCACGGGGUUCAUGGGGAGGAGCAAGUACAGCUUCAGCAAGAAAGGCCUGGGCAGAACUGAGAGGGCCAGAGAGAAAGACCCAGCCUGGAGCUACAACCGGAAAAAGGAAGGUCAGAAAAGGGAGGCACAGGAGGACGGGGAUGUCCUGAGUCAGGAGGAUGCUGAGAAAGAGCGUUGUGCUGCCAGAGCCCGAAGGAGGAGCAGCCACUCGUCUGCUGGCAGCAACCACAGCAUGCCCAGAGAGAAGGGCACGAGCCCCCGCUGCACUGGUGGGGCCGGUGACAAGGGUGACACCCAGAGGAGGAGGCGCUCGGGCAGCCCAGCCCAUGUGCCAAGGAUUCCCCUCAACCCUCCCCAGCACAGCAGCCCAAAGACGAGCCAGGAGAGCAAAGAGGACAUUCCCAGGGGGAGCAGGAGGUUUGGCUCGGCCAAGCCUUUGCUGGCAGGCUCCAGGACACAGCCGAGUACUGAACCAGAUGUUGCUGCCAUGGACUGUGCAAAGGAGGAGGCGUCACCGCAGCCCCAGGAAAGGCAAAUGCCCAGCACGGCCACCCCAGGCAGGAGCCCUGCCAGCUUCUCCUCCAAGGAGGGGUUGGAAGAGCCCAGAGGAGCAGCAAAGCUUCCUGGUGAGGCAGGAGAGCCCACCCUGCAGCCUCAGGGCUCUCCUGAGCUCACCGUGGACCACCAGAGGCACCGGUUUGCCCCUUUCCCAAGUGAAGGGCUGAAAUACCACACAGAGGAGGCGAUUGCUCCACCCCACAGCGGUAACAAAUCGAGUCCUGGCCGAGGGAGUGCCACCUGCUCGGAAGCAGGAAUCAAAUUCACGAAGGGACAGGGGCUCUGUGACACUCAGAAGGAUUAUCCCAAUCCCACAGCAGCCCCUACCUACGGGGGGGAUGCAGUGGGAAUGAUGCUCGCUGCCAAGACGCCCGAUCCCUAUGCCAGCGGUGACAACACAUUUUUUGAUCCCAAAGGCCUUCCCGGUCACUACGAGGACAACCUCUUCCCAAAGCCCCCAGCCCUGGGCUCCUCCCACAUGGACAACAUGUACCUGUGCCGGGACGACAUCAGCGCCAGCUCCUUCGAGCAGAAACACUCCAGCAUCUCCCCUUUCGCCACGGAGAUGCCGCAGGGCAAAGUGUCCUCCCCUCUCAGCUUUGACUCCUCGUCGAUAUUCGGCGAGCUGCCCGUCUCCGAGUUUGAUCCCUACGAGAGCAAGGAUGGAUAUGUGACACCAUUCCCCUGUCCUGGGAGUGCCCCCCGCAAGCCGCUGCCCUUCGAGCAGCCCUACCCGCCCUUCCUGCCGGAGAAAGACUGGUCCCUCAUGGAGGAGGUGGCUCCCAUGCUGCCAGAAGACAUGACUCAGUUCCACAGCCUCUCCGUGGAGAAGCCACCAGCCAAGAAGUUCCCCGAGGAAGGAGCUGUCCCCAGCAGCCAGCUCUCCCUGCCGCUGCCAGACAGGAUCGCGGAUUACAGCGUGGCUUUCAUGAGCAACAUUUCAGAUGACGAGCUGGAGAUCAAGCGCUUGGUCACGGAGCUGGAAAGCCAACUGCAAACCAGCAAGCUGGACUCCGAGGUGCCCGUCACCCUCCAGAAAUCCGAGCCAAACGUGCCUGUCCACCUGCGAGCACACGGAGCCGAGCGGUUCCCGGUGCUGCCGGGAGAGCCAGAGGCAGGCCAGGAGAAAGGGCUGUUUUUGGCAGGUGAGCUGGGCAGAUCGAGCCUCUGCGUUGGGGAGAGGCUGGCAGGGGAGAAGCCAGACAUGGUGACUGCCCGUGAGUGCUACGAGAGACCCAGGGAGCCCUGGGUGUGCCCGCUGGAGCUGGGCUCGCUGGAAACCGGGAUGGGCAUCCCAGCCCCGCUGGCCACAAACCAUUUCUGCUCCAAAGACAGCAGUGAGCAGCUCCAGGGAGCUGAGGCCACUGAGGAAAGAGACCUCAGGAAGAUGGAAAAUGGGUGUUCUUCCAAAAGUCUGCCUGGCUCGAGCACAACUGACCAAACAGAGGCUCCCACCUACACCGUCCCUGUGACAAAAAGCCCUCCUGUUGUCACCGACUCCGUGUUCCCCGAGACCACGGGUGCAGCAGAAGUAACCAAAGACCCCCUGCCAUCCCUGCCACGCCAGUGCAGUGCCGGGGGCUUCCCUGUGCCAGGGAAAGCAGACACUGAUCCUGCAGAGCUGGAGAAGUUUGAUGCCCAUCUUCCAAACCCUAAACCCCAGCUGGGCUUUCAGCAGGGUCCCGCCCCAGCCUUGGAUCUCGCCUUUUCACCUCAUGUCAAAGAGGUCCCAGAUACGGAAGAAAAACCCUUAAGCAGGACUGAACCCCCCAAAACAGUGAAAAAUGCUGUGGAUCUCAAAGCGGGUGGUGGUGGGCCCGGGCUGGUGGAGGAGAUGGAGGAGAGGAGGAGUCCCAACACCUAUCAAAGCCCUGCACCCAGUGACAGAGCCAGCAAGCCCGAAGUGCUGCUGUUUGAGGUGCUGGGUGUGCCCAAGGAGAGCGACCGCCCUUCCCAGGAGAUGAUGGGGGCAUCCCAGGAGGCCUCUGCCAACCCUCUGCAGCAGCUCCAGCUCUUCGUCGCCCGGACGGUGAAGAACAACGAGGAGGAGCUGUUGAUGCCGUGCUUCCCCGGGCUGCUGGCUCCCAGCCACCCCUGUGCCAGCACCCACAUCCAGACAGAGCACCAGGAGCAGAGUGGUGCUGCCCUGGGAGGAGAAGAUCAGACCCAAGGGGAAGGGGAUCUCCCCACUGGAAGCAGCACUGGAAAUAUUGCUGCUCCAGGGAGAGAGGUGCUUUCUCCCAGUGGAUGUGAGCAGCUGGAGCUGUUGGGUGCAGAGGCCUCUUACCAUGCAAAACAAUCCACGUUGGCAAAGCCGGAGCUGCAAAAUAAUGUAACAGAGCUGCAGCACUUAGCAAAUGAACCCCCAGAGCCGAGGGACAUUAAUAUCCCUGCAGAUGGUGUUUCCCAGGAGCGUGAUGACCUCUCACCACCCAACAGCACCGCCGUGACCUCGCUGCCAGGGCAGGGAAGGAAAGCUGAUCAGCUCAGGGAAGAGCAGGAGGGAGAUAACAACACACUGACCUUGGCAUUUAGGAAACAUGAGCAAUCCCACCCCAGCUGUGGUUUGCUUGAGGAAGAAACGCUGGACAGAGAAGAGGGAGAGAGGCUGGAGAGGGGUUGGGUGGGGAAAGGGGCACAGCACCCGGGCAGUGCUCCCACGAGUCCUGUCAGCCUCCUUGGUCCCUCUGAGGGGGAUCUCCACCAGGAUCACAGCUUGGAGACAGAGAUAAAAGCCAGCACAGUCAGUGAAGGUGUUCCCAGAGAAGGGAAUGGCAAGUCGUCCCUCGAUGGCUGUGAUUACACGGGCGAAUCUCCAGCCAGCCUGCUCUCACCAGCCAAAUAUUCCAGCCUCAAGUGCUUGAGGAGCAGUGGGGCCGAGGGGGAAGAGGUCCCCAGUUUAGGCACUCAGCUCUCGGAUGAGAAGAAAUACAGCUCAUCCCUACCUGCAACACCGAGUUCAUUCGUCACCAAGAGCUGUCCUCCCGAGGCCAGCAGCCAUCACAUCCAUCACACCGUGAGCCCAGCAGAGCAGGGGACAUGGGAAGGGGCACCCACCUUCCCUCCCUCGCUGCAUCACUGCAGGGCUGGGCCGACGGAAGCGGCUGAGGAACAUCCUCAUCACCUGCCUGAUGGUGUUUUGGGCUAUGAAUCACCUGGAAGAGAGGGGACAGUGAGACCCUGCACUCUGCUGCAUGGUGAUGGUCUGCUGGGCUCUGCCUUGGAGAUGGGUGGUCCCCAGGAACCUUCUGGGAAGGACUGUUCUCUUCCCUGCUCGCCGCCUUUCCACCAAAAGAGUGUUGGGAAGGAGGUCCCCGAAAACACCGGUGCUGUGCUGCCAAAUAUUGAAGAAAACCAAGAGUGUGCCAUCACAGACGCAGUCGUUAACUCCACCCCUCCAGAAACCCAGGAUUAUCCAACCCAGCCCACAAAGGAUCUUCUGCCCAUGGACGAAAGGGAGGUCAACCUGAACCAAGAGAACAAGCCUGAGAACUGCUCCCACGUCAGGCAUAAGCAUCAAAGUGAACCAGAGGCUUUGUGCAAUGGUUUUGCUGUUCAGGACAUGUCAGUUGCCAUCAGCAGAGGUCUUACAAGGGCUGGAGAUCUUGGUCCUGCUGAAUUAAAUGGCCACGAGUUUCCAGGGGCAGCAGAGGUGAGGCUUGGUCUUUCCAAAACCACAGAGAGUGAAGGAAAGAGUUUAAAAGGGGAGAAUUCCAAAAGCCAUGGGGCUGCAGAAGCUGGGGGUUGUGAGUUAAGCAGCGUGGACCAAGGAGAGGACUACACACCCAGCAGUACUCCGGACCCAUCCCAAAAUGAACUCCACAAAGGAAGAAAGCCCAAUGGACUCCCGGUGACCUGUGACAUUUGUUCAGCCACUUUCCGGUCCAAGCCCGGCCUGACCAGGCACAAAGCUGUCAAGCACCAGGUGAAGAAUGGUGGUUUGCCACAGGCCAGCAAGACUCCCAGGUCCUCUCUGAUUCCUGCACACAAGACAUCAAAAGCAGCCCAAAAGGUGCCCAGGAGGAGCCUGAAGGCGUCAGUCAAAGACAAAACCUGCAGCUCACAGGUGCUGGCCUCCGCCGUUGAACACAUUCCCAAGAAAAUACUCCCAGACCUGGAGAAAGAGCCCAGCACACAGAUGCAGGAGGUGGUGAGCAGGGUGCUCAGCGACCUCAGCGUGAUCUCCUUGGAGAUGUCCCAGGAGCUGCACCACACACGUGUCCUGCAGAGGGAGGUGAAGGCAAAGGGGCAGCGCCCGGAGGUGAGGGGAUCGGGAGAGGCAGCGACUGGGAAGGAUUCAGGAUGGCGGGUCAGGAAAGGAGAAAAGGGCAGAAGGAGCCAAAGCAAAGGUCUUGGUGAGGAGAACAGCAGUUCUGAGAAGCAGCUCAACAGGAAAGUGAGGCGAAGGAAAGCAAAGGUGUUUCCCAGCAGGAAUGAGCCCUGUGAGCUGGAGAAGAGCACAGGUCCUGCUGCCCUCAGCUCCAGCCUGCCUGAGAUCGUGGAGGGCUUGCACGAGCCAGAGGGUUGCAUCUCCACAGAGGAGCAAAACAGGACCAGCCCAGCCCAGCACGCCGAGCUUGCAGAAGACCCGGGCAGCAGGAUGGGGUCUCUAAAGGAGAUGGUCAGCAAGGAGACAGCCACGGGCACAAUCACCUGUCCUGGGGAGGUUGAAGAUCCGGAUGCAGUGGAAGGCACGCAGGCUUGCAAAAAAUGGAUCAGCGGGUUUGUGGAGCAAGUGGCGAAGGGAUGGGGCAAGGUGGGCACAGAGCAGCAUCGUGGUGCUGAUGGCACAGAGGACAUGGAUGCUGGGACAGGGGACAGUCCUGUGGCAGGCAGUGACACCGGGAAUUGGAGUGGUGCCUUGCAGGGUUCCUCAGCUCCUGCUGAAGGGGCUUUGCUGCUGGAGAACCAUGAUUUGGGAGCCACGCAGAAUGUUUCUGGGCAUGGUGCUCUGCAGAGCACGCCAGGGACCAGCCCUCCUCCUGCAGAGCCAAAGCGGUGGGUGAAGGCAGAUGUGCCACCAGGCAGGGAGCACUGUGGGGACAGCACGGCCUCCUCAGACCUCCAGAGCUUUUUUGAUGAUGAUUCCACCUUCUCCCAGCUGUUCCCCGGGGAUGAGCAGUUUGUCCGGAGGAAGUGCACGCGGGUGUAUGGGAAGCGCAUCAAGAAACCCAAACCUGUCCCCGAGGUCAGCCUGCAGCCAGCGGGGGCCAUCGACCUCUUCACCAUCCGCCUGGCCUCAGAUCUCAGCGACUCCAGCUCCUUCUGUGUCACCAGGGAGGACCCCUGCGAGUACGAGACCAUCUCCGUUGACGAUGCCCUGAUGCUGAACAUGUGUCAUGGCAGCAAGGCAAAGAGCGGAGAUGCUGCUCCAGAUGGAUCUAAAAGCAUCGAGCUGAGGUUGGACCAGGAGGUGACCGACCAAGGGAAGGAGGACAUUGACCUGGAGGACAACAUGCUGACCUUCUUGUGCCAAAACAGCCACAUGGACAACAUCCCCAGCUUGAACAUCUGGGGCAGUCUGGAGAAGGACGGGGAAAGCCUCUCUGCUGAGGACAUGUUUGAGCCUCUGAUGGACCUUGAGGAUGAGCACUCACUCCAAGAAGUGAACUCCGAGCCCCCCGACCUGGCAGAGGAGUCCUACCAUGCCAAAGAUAAUGGGGAUUCAGACUCCCCUGAACUUCACACCAUCGACAUUGAGAUGCUGAAUGCAAAGCUGAAAAUGAGAGACGUGUGCUUCUUCAGCCCCUGCGAGGAUCUUCCUGGCCAUGGCGAGGACAAUGCUUUGAGUUUGAAGCCAAAGUCGGGCAAGCACAGGAGCAAGCUGGAAGAUGGGAAACUGGGGAAAAACCGUGGGGACAUAACCAUCAAAACCAAAGACAAGCAGUACAAAUGCAAAGUCUGCUUCCAGUGGUUCCUGACACUGGGGGAGCUGGACUUCCACAAGCUCUCCCACAACCCUUCCCCUCCUCCCACCUGCUACAUGUGUGUCCAGCGAAAAUUCAGCUCCCGGGAGCAGCUCCGGGACCACCUGAAGGAGAAGCACGCCAGGAACAAAGCCGGGCUGUGGGCGUGCGGGAUGUGCCUGAAGGAGAUCUCCGACGUCUGGAUGUACAACGAGCACCUGCGGGAGCACGCCACGCAGUUCGCGCGCAAGGGCCAGGCGCAGAAGUCGGUGAUGGGCCUGCCGGGCUGCUUCGGGGAGGACAACGCUGCCGUCACACACUUCCUCAACACCAUCAUGUGUCGGAAACCCAGCAGGUCCUCCCGGCACGGCGACCCCAGCAGCCGGCAUGGGGCCAGCAGAGAGAGUAAGAGCCCCAAGGAGGUGCCCCUUGAGCAGGAGAAGGCGAUGAAAGACCCCGUGGAAAGCAGUGUCAAAGUGAAGCCACCUGCACCCAGCUCGUCCAAAGCAUCCUCCAGCCCGUCUCCAGAGCACACGGCGAGAAGUGAAAACGCCCCAAAAUCUGUCCCCAUGCACCCAGACUGCAAGGAUCCUUCCCGGGACUGCCAUCACUGUGGCAAACAGUUCCCCAAACCCUUCAAGCUCCAGCGGCACUUGGUGGUGCACAGCUUGCAGAAGAUUUACUUGUGCCACAAGUGCCCCAUGUUCUACCAGGAGACCAAAGAGCUCCGGAGCCACCUGAGCCAGGAGCAUGGCGUGGUGGAGGAGCAGGAGAUCAAGCACACCACCCUGUACGCCUGCGAGCUCUGUGCCGACGUCAUGCACGUCAUCAAGAAGUCCUUCAUCUGCAGCAUGUGCAACUACACCUUCUCCAAGAAGGAGCAGUACGACCGGCACAUGGAGAAGCACCUGGCGGGCAGCAGCAAGACUUUCAAAUUCCGAGGGGUCAUGAGGCCUGGUGCUGCCUGCAGGGAGGGCAGGGAGAAGGUGAAGGAGGAUGGAUCCCUCCGGGAGGGAAUGCCACCGAGCAAGAAGCGGAAGGUGGCUCACCACGGCAGCUCAAUCCCACACAGGUCACCAGUCCAUCUGGACCCCACGAGUGACCUUCAGCUGGUAGAAGCUGGAAGCCCCAGCCUGCAGGUUCCCACUGACUCUUUCCCAACAGCACCUGGUGACCUGGGAGCACCCCAACCCUCCGUGAAAGCAGAAGUCCUGGUGGGUGACUUCUCGGAGCUCCUGGCAGAGAUGGAGAAGUCCCCUUUUGACCCCUUGCCACCACCACCCUGCCUGUCCCCACCUCUGCCACCGGCUGCUGUGGGCAGCCCUGAGCUCAGCCACAUCGCUGGCCUGUCCAUCGAGGAGCUGGAGAAAGGAGCCUUUGAUGGGAAACCACUUCCUUUCUUGGACUCCCCUGAGUUUCCCAUCGACCUUGCUGGCUUGGCUUGUCAUCAAGCCACCAACCAAAAAGUGUCCCCUCCCUUCCUGUCCCAGAAACAUGGCUGUGCCCAUGCUCAUAAAACAACCAGCACAGGCAGCAAAGAUGAAUACAGGGCCUGUGUCCUGGAAAAUCCCAGCACAGACACCAAUGCCAUGGAGGGGAUCCCUUUCCUCCAGCUUGCCAAGAAGGUUUCAGAGCUUCCUUCCCCUAAGGCAGAGUCUCCACAAGCCACGGACACCCACAAAUGGGGCAGCCCCAGUGGCAGUGAUGGCUCUGCCUGGGAAGGUGCAGCUAAGCCAGCAUCUCCAGAAGGUGCCCACCAACCCCUGCCCCCGAAGGACAAGACAGCAUCGCCCACACCCAACAGAGCUUCCAAAGAUGCGGUGCCACCAAAGAAAACCGUGGGUAGUGAGGCUGCUCCGGGUGUGGGCAGCCCCGAGGAGGGUCAGCAGUCCAUCUCAGGGAAGGAGAAAUCCAUGCCUGAGGCUAAGGACAGCAGCACUAACACCAAGGACCAAGGCGGCAACCCAGGCAAAUCCAGCGGCCCCCAGCCCAGAGAUGAGGUGGCCAGCAACACCACGAGACACGGCCACGCGGAGCCAGGCAGAGCCGCCGGCAAGCUUCACCCCAAGAGGAGGAAAGAACACAAGUCCUUGAGCCACCGGAGCAGCUCUGGCUCCCGGGAGAACAUGGAAGGGGAUGGGAAGAAGAAGAAAGCCCGGCCACCAUGCCCGGGCAGGGGCGAGAGCACCGCUGAGCUAAAACGUGGCAGCUGGAGCAACGCCGAGGCUCCCGCCCUGUCCCCCGGCAGGAGGGACACGCACUGCAGCAAGCUGGCACCCAAGCCCAGAACGGGCCCCCAGCUGAAGAAGAUGGUCCUGGACCCUUACAACCAGAAGAAAGGGGAGCUCCGCCACGCCAACGGGGACGUGAAGCGCAGGAAAGCCAUCCUGGGCAAGAGCCUGCACCAGGUGUUGGCCAAGGGGCCAGCGCCGUCCCCGCGUGGCUCCUGGCACGGCCCCCGCGCCGCCCGCGGGGCCAAGGCGGCCGGCCCGGCCAGCUACCGCAGUGCUGAGUCCCAGAACAACCUGCUCAGCCAACUCUUUGGGCAGAAAUUAACCAGCUUUAAAAUUCCUUUAAGGAGAGAUACUUCAGAAUAAUUUAUGGAAGUGACUUAUGGUGAUCCUCAGCUGCUUUCAUGGGGUUUGCAAGGGAAAAAUUAUCAAAGCAUUAAAUUCGUUUGUGUAGCAUGAUUUCUCUGUCUAGCUUAAAUGAACUUGCACUGCAGCCUCUGUGAAAUAGUUUGCUUUGUGUCUACUAAUCUACUUUAAUUCACCUGAUUUAUCAUGCAAAUGCUAGAACUUUGAUGUUGCUGAUGAUUUUCAUGAACUGAAAUUGUAAUCGCUUUGGGCAGACUGAAUCGUCGAGAGCAAUUGCUUUAUUGCAGAAGUGCUGAGGUUAUAAGGAUACUUGCAAAUCUCAGACCCUUUUGAGUCUGUGUCUGUGUUAUCUUUGUACAAAGUACUUGAAGAGAUGAACUUCAUUCCAUAGACGUCUUAUUCAUAAGGUGCAGUACACUGUAGAAAGCAAAUUUUUUUUUUUUUUUGUGGAAGAUUUUGCACAAAUAAUCCCGUACAAUUCAUUUAAUUGGGAGCUGGCCUGAGCGAUGAUACAAUUAAAAAAUUAAAUUAAGACCCAAAUGUCCUAUAUUUUGACAGCCAUCCCUAAGGAUUUUGUUUCUACAUCGUCAAGAGAAGAACAACCCAGCUCUGGGGUUCUGGGGCUGUCGGAGCCCUCCAGAGGAUGCUGCCACUCUUUGACCACUGUAGACGAUGGGACUGGAGGAGAAGCGUCCCCGCGAGCAAACUGCACCUUGACACUUGUGACAAACUCUGAUUUUUUAGGGUUUUUUGGGGGUUUUUUGUGUGUGUGUGAGCGCGUGCGUGUUUUUUCUUUUUGUUUGUGGGGGUUUUUUUUUUGUGCAACGAGAAAACUGUGCCAAUUUACCGCAGCAAAUCCGGUACUGUGCGAGUGCCCUCAACGGUAUCACUUCUAAACUCUCUUACUGUAUUGACGUAGUGGCUCUAUAGGUAUCCGCUUGUACUAUGCAGUUACUGGUGCUAUUCUUCAUUUGUAAUGUGAAUACAGACUUCCUUGAUUGAAAAAAAAUGGGGAAUUGGUAGGGAGAAGCGAUUAUCUGUCCAAAAAAUGGAGCGGGAAAAGAGAAUUAAAAAAAAAAAAAAAGCCAAUUCAAGGGGGGAAAUAUUCAGCUUUAGGGAGAAAAAUUAACUUUAGGGGGGAAAAUCUGACUUGGGGGAAAAAUGCAACUUAGGGGGAAAAAACAACUUUAGGAAAAAUACAACUUUAGGGAAAAAGUUCCUCUAUGCUGGUACUCCAUAGUGUCGAAAAGGUUACGUCACAUUAAACGAGCACGUUCUACAACUGAACUUUUGGGUCCAGAAAGAAAUCUCAGGUGCAAAUGAGGACAUGGAAAGAUUUUAUUGAAAUACUCCCAAGUCAAGGAGGUGAAGUAAUGCACUGAUGUGAUAUGAACAGUCAGAGUACUUUGCGUCUGUCCUGCAAUGAUUUUUUUUGUUUUGUUUUAGAGUUAAAAGGAAAAAAAAAAAGAGGCUUUAUUCUGUUAAUAUGUAUCUUUACAAUUCUUUGUAUUGUAUAAAAAAACUAUUGUAGGUAAUUUACCUUGGGUGCAAUGUGUUCUGUCAAAAGUUUUUAUUUUGAUAUUUUGUCCAGAGAAGCAGAGAGAGAGCAGGAAACGCCGUUUUAUGAUGUUGUCCGUGUGCUUUUAAAGUGCCUCUUUAAUAUUGUUAAAUAAAGUAUGAGAUAAAAAUAUGGGGUGGUACUGUAAAGUCAUCCAUGAUUAAUCUUUUCAAAUAUAUUCCAAUAUUUUCACAGAAA
Haemorhous mexicanus (house finch) is the source of this 14408-nucleotide messenger RNA. RefSeq names its product zinc finger protein 469 (gene ZNF469). The transcript has a single exon. Bases 50 to 12652 code for a protein of 4200 amino acids. The record is from RefSeq and is a predicted model, not a curated record. Lineage: Eukaryota; Metazoa; Chordata; Aves; Passeriformes; Fringillidae.